Asparagus officinalis (garden asparagus) is the source of this 660-nucleotide messenger RNA. RefSeq lists its product as uncharacterized. The record is from RefSeq and is a predicted model, not a curated record. The transcript is spliced from 4 exons. NCBI's taxonomy places the organism in Eukaryota, Viridiplantae, Streptophyta, Magnoliopsida, Asparagales, Asparagaceae. The coding region runs from base 26 to 463 and encodes 145 amino acids.
GUUAUAUUUAGUUUGACAUGAAAUUAUGCCUGUGCAGAAUAAAUUUGAAUUUGAUAUGUCGCUCCCUUGGGUCCAGAGAUAUGUAAUUACAACAUGUCAGACCGUAUAUUGUAAUUUUCGUUAUAAGUUAAAGAAACAUUUUGAGCAGUUUUCAACAAUUGAGGAGGCAAUUGAAAACAAACAUGAAGCUGUCAAGACUCAGGAAGAAUGGGAGUUUCUUUGCACUCAUUUUUCUAGUGAAAAGUUUAAGAUUCGCUCAGAGAAGAAUGUUCUUAAUAGGUCAAAGUUGACAUAUCACCACAAAGCUGGGUCAAAAUCAUUUAUGUCACACCAAGAGCAAAUUGCAACACAGACUGGAGAGAUGCAAUGUGCAAUUGAUCGUUUUGAAACAGAGUAUAGAAGUACAAAAAAAGGAUGGGACUUGGGAGCAAAGGAAAAAUGGGAUCAAAUGAUAAAGAUGUGAGCAGAUACCACUCAACCUGAUGGAACUCGAACAAUGACAGAUGAGGAAAUUUGUGCAAAAGUUCUCAAAGUCAAAUCAGGCUACAUUAAGGGCUGUGGUUUUGGCCCUAGACCACCACCAUUAAGGUUCUCUCGUUCUUCAAUGAGUAAAAUGUCUGAAACGAAUAAAGAGUUGCAAGAAUAGCUUCAAGAGACCCA